AUGAACAUGGAAGCCAAGCACGGCUCCCCGGUUCCUGCAGAGCUAAGCGGGGAUCGUGAUUCUGCCGAUAUGACGGAACACGAGCAAAUGGAUGUAAAAUCCAAGACUAAUGGCGAUAGCAAGGCGGACCGUAAAGCUGCCAAUGCCAAGGACCCCUCGCGACCGCGACGGAAGAAGGCCCGGCGAGCUUGCUUUGCCUGUCAACGAGCUCACUUGACUUGCGGCGACGAACGACCGUGUCAACGUUGUAUCAAGCGUGGCCUUCAAGAUGCGUGCCAUGAUGGCGUUCGCAAGAAGGCAAAAUAUCUCCACGAUGCCCCAGAUGGAGCAUUGAUGCCAGCUGUAACCGGCAGCACCAACAACCUCUACAAUAACACGCUUCGCAAUAAUUUGCCCAUGUCUAGAAAUGGCUCAAACUCCGUCAACUCAAAUCAGCAGCACAACCAGCAACAUAAUCAACAACACAGUCAGCAACAAGCUCCCACCAAUAACAACUUCUACCCUACGCCUCAGCCUCAGCCAGGCCCCUACAAUGUUUAUCAAGAUCCUCCUAUGAGCCAAAGCCCUUUUACGACACAAUCGCCCGUUUCACCUACUUUCAACAUGAAGAACAGUACCAAUGGCCGGAACCCUAGUCUUUCUUCGACUGUGAACCAGCAGCCUACCCCAAGUACUGCCCUUUCCGGGGACACGAGCCAGCCUCAGAAUCCCUUUGCAGGACCAUUUUUCGACCCGAGUGAUCCCGCACUUUUUAAUUUUGAUCUUUCAAGCAUGAACUUUGAAAAUCGAUAUGGUGCUCUAGAAUUUGGGAUGCUUGGACACAUGGCCACCGGGGCCGGUGACUCUCCGACUGAUUCCGCAGGACAGCGAGGGUCGAUCGGCCGCAGCGGAUCUGCACAGUUCUCCACACCAGCUCCUGGAUUUGGGGAAAGCCCGGGAAAUCAACCAUUCAUGUUCGGCGAUCCUCUUCUAAACGAAUGGCCAACUGGACCGGCCUCGGGCCAACAUGUGAAUGUCGGAGGUGUGUAUGGUCAAAAUGGCAUGCUUCCCGAACACAUGAAAGCAAAUGCACCGCAUGCAUUUGCGAUCGAAAGCGGCCCUGCCAACUUAACUAGCCCUGGCUCGGCACCGAGUCCAAAUAUCCCAACGACUACGUUUGACGAUGGCACAUUCAAUGUUUCUGCUCAUACCAAGUCUAACAGUUUAAUACCGAAUGGUCAGCGCCAGGUGACAUCAGCGUCGAUCCUCAAACACCCGAAUCUGCAAAUUGGCUCCAAACGGCGUCAUCGCAAUCCCUCUUCAAUAUACGAGAGCGUUAAAGAGCCCUAUGCUUACACAAGUGGGUUCCACAACCUCACUGCUUUUAUACAACGUCGCUUUUCGCCACAAAAGACCGUGCGAAUCGCCAAGGCUCUCGCAUCUAUCCGACCCUCUUUUAUCGCAACUACCAAGACACUCAAUCGCGAUGAUCUCAUCUUCAUGGAAAAAUGUUUCCAGCGAACACUGUGGGAAUACGAAGACUUCAUCAAUGCUUGCGGCACACCGACAAUCGUCUGUCGACGCACCGGUGAAAUCGCCGCCGUAGGCAAGGAGUUCAGCAUCCUUACCGGGUGGAAGAAAGACGUUCUCCUGGGCAAGGAAGCAAACCUGAACGUCAACACCGGCGGGUCAGGUGUACCUCAGUCUGGGACAACGUCGCGAGGCAGUUUCACGCCCCGCGGCUCAACGCUAGAAAAUUCCACCGCUGGCCACCCACAACCUGUCUUCUUGGCUGAGCUCCUUGACGACGACAGUGUCGUGGAAUUCUAUGAGGACUUUGCUCGUCUGGCAUUUGGCGACUCUCGCGGAAGUGUCAUGACGAGAUGCAAGCUUCUUAAAUACAAGACCAAGGAGGAUAUGGAGGUUGCUCCUGACGAUCACGGGAAAUGGAACAAUCAUCUCCGUAAGGGUGGGAUUGCUGGCGAGGCUGGUAUGAACCAGCUUGGCUUCAAGGAUGGAAAGGUCGAUUGCGCGUACUGCUGGACAGUCAAACGUGAUGUGUUCGAUAUUCCGAUGCUUAUUGUGAUGAAUUUCUUGCCAUGCAUUUGA
Molecule: messenger RNA, 2088 nt
Organism: Penicillium soppii
Lineage: Eukaryota; Fungi; Ascomycota; Eurotiomycetes; Eurotiales; Aspergillaceae
Product: Zn(II)2Cys6 transcription factor domain-containing protein
Exons: 3
Coding region: 1-2088 (695 amino acids)
Biological process (GO): regulation of DNA-templated transcription; cellular response to starvation
Cellular component (GO): nucleus
Molecular function (GO): RNA polymerase II transcription regulatory region sequence-specific DNA binding; DNA-binding transcription factor activity, RNA polymerase II-specific; zinc ion binding
Source: RefSeq, a predicted model, not a curated record